AACUACUAAAUCAGUUACAUUGAAGCGCUCAAUCGAGUCCGCCAGCAGCAUACCUCUUGGACAAAAAGAAGCUAGUCUUCGCGAAAUCAGCUAUGCGCAGCUCUGUCCUGUGUUAAGAUAUCAUUGCUUUCCAUGUUUUACCCAACGUCUCAUCUUGCCCUGCAGUGAUCUUCAGCCCCGGCCAGUGGGCGCGUCGUCGCGAUGCCUUCAAGAAAACCCAGCAAGUUCGGCAACAAGUUUCGGUCCAGUGCAGCUUCUUUUAACCCCAAGCGAACAAAAACAAUCGAGUUCUCGUCCCUUCGGUCCACAGAAGCAACCUCUCAAGAUGAGAAAUUCGAGUCGAUCCGGCUGGCUAACAGCAUCGAUGAAUCCUUGGGGUUCCCGCGCUUUGAGUCCGGCGAAAAGCGAGUGGGAUGGCUUAUCAACAUGCACAGCACGUCCAUAGAAGAUCCGAAUGUCCCCGGAGGACGCGCCGGCGUGGAUUACUAUUUCCUCGAGGAUGGCGGCGGAAGUUUCAAGGCGACUGUCGAAUACGACCCAUACUUCUUAAUUGCCGUGAAAAAGGGCCGUGAGACCGAGGUCGAGGAAUGGUGCCGGAGGACGUUCGAAGGGCUUAUCAAGAAGGUGUCGCGGGUUGAGAAGGAAGAUCUCCAGCUGCCAAAUCAUUUGCUUGGGUAUAAACGCAACUUUCUUCAACUCAACUUUGCAAAUGUGAGCCAUCUAUUGGAAGUCCGCAAGACACUGCUUCCUCUCGCAGAAAAGAACAAGAAGAAUGUAAAUAUGAUGGAUACGUAUAUGGAGAUUUCCAGCGCAAAUGCUGGCUUUGACCUUUUUGAUGAUGAACUUGUUAACGAAUCACGAUCUAAUGGCACUAUGAACGCGAGCGAUUUCAUUCUCGACAUUCGAGAAUAUGAUGUUCCUUAUCAUGUUCGAGUCUCUAUUGACAAAGACAUCCGUAUAGGGAAAUGGUAUACAGUGGAGGCAAAACACGGUGUCAUCACUUUGAAAUGUAUAGAAGAGCGACUCACACGAGCCGACCCGGUCAUUCUAGCGUUCGAUAUUGAGACAACCAAGCUACCGCUGAAAUUUCCCGACUCCGUGAUUGAUCAAAUCAUGAUGAUAUCCUAUAUGAUCGAUGGACAAGGAUUCUUAAUCACCAACCGUGAGAUCGUAUCCGAAGACAUCAAUGAUUUCGAAUACACGCCAAAGGCAGAGUACCAUGGUCCAUUCAUGAUUUUCAACGAACCCGACGAACGAGCUGUCUUGGAGCGGUUUUUCGAACAUAUCAAGGAAGCGAAACCAACUGUCAUUGCGACAUACAACGGUGACUUUUUCGAUUGGCCUUUCGUGGAAGCCAGGGCGAGCGUUCUGGGAAUCGACAUGUAUAGAGAGAUCGGUUUCCGCAAGAAUAGCGAGGAUAUCUACCAGAGCGACCACUGCGUCCACAUGGACUGCUUCGCUUGGGUGAACCGUGAUAGUUAUCUGCCUCAGGGAAGUCGUGGCUUGAAAGCUGUGACUGUCGCAAAGCUUGGAUACGAUCCUGAUGAGCUUGAUCCGGAGCUGAUGACUCCGUAUGCGAGCGAGCGGCCCCAAACUUUGGCCGAAUACUCCGUCUCCGAUGCGGUCGCGACCUACUACCUGUAUAUGAAAUACGUUCACCCCUUCAUCUUCUCGCUUUGUACAAUUCUCCCUCUCAAUCCCGAUGACACGCUGAGAAAGGGAACCGGAACUCUAUGCGAGAUGCUUCUAAUGGUGCAAGCGUACCAAGGAAACAUCGUCCUGCCGAACAAACACAAAGACCCGCCCGAGUCCUUCUACGAGGGGCACCUGCUCGAAUCAGAAACUUACGUUGGAGGACACGUCGAAAGUAUUGAGGCAGGUGUAUUUCGAAGUGAUAUCCCCGUCACCUUCAACGUGGAACCUGCUGCCAUAGACGAGCUUCUUCGGGAUUUGGACGCGGCAUUGAAAUUCAGUAUCGAGGUGGAAGAGAAAAAGUCAUUGGAUGAUGUCACGAACUACGAGGAGGUCAAGAAGCAGAUUGCGGACAAGUUGAAGGACCUGAAAGAGAAGCCACAUCGGGAUGAUGUGCCUCUCAUUUACCACUUGGACGUUGCCUCCAUGUAUCCGAACAUCAUGAUCACCAAUCGACUACAACCAGACUCAAUGAUCCAGGAGUCUAAUUGUGCCGCUUGCGACUUCAACCGGCCUGGAAAGACAUGCGAUAGGCGACUACCAUGGGCAUGGCGAGGUGAAUUUCUUCCCGCCAAGCGCGACGAAUACAAUAUGAUUCGCCAGGCAGUUGCAAAUGAAAGGUUCCCUGGAAAGUACAAGAAUAGCCCAAUGAGAUCGUUCGGUGACAUGGGCAUUGAAGAACAAGCCGCCAUCAUCAAGAAGCGGCUCCAGGAUUACAGCAAGAAGAUCUACCACAAGAUUCACGACAGCAAGACCAUGGUCCGAGAGGCCAUCAUCUGUCAGCGAGAGAACCCAUUCUAUGUGGACACUGUCCGCAGCUUUCGAGACCGAAGAUACGAUUUUAAGGGGAAACAGAAGGUCUGGAAGGGUAAGAUCGAGUCUCUGAAAUCUUCGGGGGCGUCAGCCGCGGAGAUUGAAGAGGCGAAAAAGAUGAUUAUUCUCUACGACUCCUUGCAGCUUGCCCAUAAAGUCAUUUUGAACAGUUUCUACGGUUAUGUCAUGAGAAAAGGUUCUCGGUGGUAUUCGAUGGAGAUGGCUGGUGUGACUUGUCUGACAGGCGCUCGGAUCAUUCAGAUGGCAAGAGAGCUGGUUGAACGCAUCGGUCGCCCCCUGGAGCUCGACACUGAUGGUAUCUGGUGUAUGCUGCCAGGUACAUUCCCAGAAGAUUUCUCGUUCGCUUUGAAGAACGGCAAGAAGCUCGGUAUCUCAUACCCUUGUGUCAUGUUGAACCACCUCGUUCACGGAAGUUAUACGAACCACCAGUAUCAGACACUUGUCGACCCCGCCACAUUCAAGUACGAGACGCACAGUGACAAUUCGAUCUUUUUCGAAGUCGAUGGGCCCUACAGAGCGAUGAUCUUGCCAACCUCAAAGGAGGAAGACAAGAACCUGAAGAAACGUUAUGCAGUGUUUAACCAUGACGGCUCGCUGGCCGAACUGAAAGGUUUCGAGGUCAAACGUCGUGGAGAGUUGAAACUGAUCAAAAUUUUCCAAACACAAAUCUUCCGGUUCUUCCUGGAAGGUUCGACUCUCACGGAUACCUAUGCUGCAGUGGCCAAGGUAGCUGACCGGUGGCUGGAUGUACUUUACGAACACGGUGCAACUUUGGCCGACGAGGAACUGAUUGAGCUCAUUUCGGAGAACAGGAGUAUGACGAAGACCCUGGAAGAAUAUGGAAAUCAGAAAUCGACAUCGAUCACGACUGCACGGCGUUUAGCAGAAUUCCUGGGCGAGCAGAUGGUAAAAGACAAGGGCUUGAACUGCAAAUACAUUAUAUCUUCAAAGCCACGGAACACGCCUGUCACUGAGCGAGCCAUUCCAGUGGCGAUCUUCUCAGCCGAGGAAAGCGUAAAACGAUUCUUUUUGCGCAAGUGGCUGAAAGAUGACCCUGGGGAUAUGGAUCCGCGUACAGUGAUUGACUGGGAUUACUAUCUGGAGCGGUUGGGUUCCGUUGUGCAGAAGCUCAUCACCAUCCCAGCUGCGUUGCAAAAGAUUCGUAACCCGGUUCCCCGAGUUGCUCACCCGGACUGGCUGCAAAAGCGGAUCAACACCAAGGAUGACAGAUUCAAGCAGACCAAGAUGACAGAUAUGUUUACGAAGUCGGAGAAGAAUCCAUUGACAGAUAUCUCGACGAACAUUCUCGACCAUCGUGUUCAGCAUGCCGGCGAUUUGGAUGAAGUGAUAGCGAGCUCAACCCAGAAGCUGAAGUCAUCACCCGAUGGCAAGGUCUCGCAAAAGCGGAAACAUCCCGAGGGCCUGUCAAAAACGUCGCUCGAUCCUUUUGCCACCCUUCCCGCGAAGAUGCCAUCGCCGACAAGUGAUUAUGUUGGGUUCCUAAAGUACCAGAAGCAGAAAUGGAAGAUUCAGAAACAAGCCCGAAUUCGUCGCCGUCAGCUCUUUGGAGAAAGGGCCAACGCAGGCGGCGACUCGCUAAGCAAUCUCUUCAGGAAUCAGGCCGAGUUAUUGUACAUCAAAACUUGGCAGAUUCUGCAGCUUUCUGAGACGACAAGGCCUGGAAUCGUGCGUGCGUUCGUUCUGAUCGACCGAAAGAUCCACGCUCUCACAGUCAAGGUUCCCCGUCAGCUUUACGUGAAUCUCAAGCAGGACUCGCUUCCUGAUGUUGAUGUGCCAGAUUGCGAGGUUGAGAAGGUCAACCAUACGUUGCCCAACGGGCAUCCUUCAGUCCAUUUGUUCAAGUUGACAUUGUCCGAAGAAACAUACCUUCGCGAGGCGGAAAAGAUCGAUGUCCUUUUCCAACACCCUAGUGUUGAGGGCGUCUAUGAAAAGAACAUCCCUCUCAACGUCCGAGCAGUGCUCAGACUGGGUAGCAUAUGCACAUUCGAUGAGGAGCAACGAGGUGUCCUCGGAGAAGGGUUGGACCGCGGCUUUGACCUCUCAACUCUAUGCCGUACAACCACCGAGCAGCCAUAUCUCCUAGACUCCUCCAUGGCCUACCAUUAUCUCUACCAUGUCGCAUCUGGAGACAGGCAGAUCUUUGCCCUUUUCUCGAGUACAAAGAACGAGGCACAUGUUGUGAUCCUAAACCGCACGAGGGAUGUUCAGGGUCUCCCAAACCUCGACAAGAUCUACUCUGAACUUCUCGCGCGUAGGAUGCAGAACCUGGAAGGGGAUCAGCUGCAGGCUGCCUUUGAAUACCAGGAGAAGAUUCAUUUCAAGACCACACAAGUAACUACCAGGAGAAAAGCUCACCUGGAAGUUGGAGACUUGGUUAAGAAGUUCAAAUCCGAGGAGACCCAACCAGCCAUUAUGGUCAUCCAAUCGCAGCAAAGGAAGCGUCUAUGUCACGAUAUUCCGAUCUUGCGAGAAUACCCUAUUCUCCCAGUCAAACCCGAAGUGUCAGAUAUGGACCUCCCACCUUUGGGUUGGCAAUCUUUCGUUGCCAGGCGAUUGGUCACUCACUACCUGUAUCUCUCUGCUUGGGUUCAGCACUUGACCUUGCUCGCCAGAUAUGGUGAUGUUCCCCUUUGCAACUUGGAGAACGAUGACCCCCGCUUCCUCAUUGAUAUUUCGUACGCCAGACGGCUUCAACAGAACAACGUGGUCCUCUGGUGGUCCUCGAACCCUCGGCCCGACCAUGCAGGAUACGAGAAGGAUGAUAUCUCGGGACCUCUCGAAAAGGUUGCUAUGCCAUCGGUGAACGUCCCCAGCGCGUAUACCACGGUAUGCAUCGAGCUGGAAGUCCGCAAUCUGGCCAUCAACACCAUCCUGACCUCGUCCAUUAUCAACGAGAUGGAGGGUGCAGAUACUCUUCUGGCUUCUUCCGGACAAUCCGCAGACGCAAACGGAGGGGUCUUGUAUUCCGAAAAGGCGUUCGCUUCGGCCGGUGCCGUUGUGUUGCGUGAAAUGGUCAAGCAUUGGUGGACGGAGGCUUGCGAAGGAAACAGCAUGGCCGAUAUCAUGGUGCAGCAUCUGAUUCGAUGGGUCGAGAGCCCAGUCUCGUGUCUCUACGAUCGUUCCUUGCAUCACUAUGUACGGAUGCUGUCAAGGAAAUCCUUCCAGCGGCUAAUGGCCGAGUUCAGGCGUGUUGGGUCAAAUGUCAUCUUUGCCAGCUCCACGCGUCUGCUGCUUCAGACCUCCAAAACGGAAGUGGGCAAUGCCUAUGCCUACAGCCAGUACGUGCUCAAGUCCAUCCGAGCCAAUCCGUCGUUCCAUUUCAUCGACCUUGAGAUCAAGGAAUAUUGGGACUACCUCCUUUGGUACGAUGAGUACAACUACGGUGGCAAGGGUUGCCAAGAAGUCACCGAGUCGGAUGAACAGGAAUUGGAAACCGUCAUGCAUUGGCAGCUCAAUCGAUUUUUGCCCACGCCCAUGCAGACUAUUUUCCACGACUGGGUUGUGGAGUAUAUCGAACUGAUGCACGGUCUCAAGCGGCCGGAUACAAACGAUUCCUCUACACCUCGAAUGACGCAGAUUCCUAUUGGACGUCCUAAUGACGAGGACAGCGAGGAGGUCUCGGCUAUCCUCGCCGAGAAAUUCUCGAAACCGCUGAAGAAACAACUCACGGGUCUCAUCCGCCGGCAGCGUGACGAACUUUUACACCCAGAGCUCGCAUCCGAUUACGCCUUCCCCGUGCUCCCCGGUGUGCUGUCGGACCCCAAUGAAGAGAAGCGCAACCCUGUGUUAGAGCUGGUGAAAUUGCUUAUGCAGGUUCUCAGUCUGUCAAAGACCACUACGAUGGAAACGCGGUUGCUGCGUCGUGAAUUGCUAGCACUGUUCGAGGUGAGAGAAUUUAGCAAAGAAGGGCGCUUCGAAAACCCGGGCACCAGCCUGAAACUUCCGGAGCUCACCUGCGGCGCUUGCUGCUUGAUCCGGGACCUGGACUUGUGUCGAGACGAGGAUGUUCUCCCCGAACCCGGUGUGGACGCGGGCAAAGCCUCAACCAAGCCAUGGCGCUGUCCCUUCUGCCAGACCGAGUAUGACCGGUUGGCGCAGGAAGAGAUGCUGAUCGGUCAGGUGCAAGGGUACAUUGUCGGAUGGCAAACCCAGGACCUGAAGUGCUCGAAAUGCGGCAACCUCAAGAUCAGUGACUUUAUGGAGCAUUGCUCUUGUAGUGGAGUGUGGGUGGAAACGAUGGAUCGGAAGGAGAUUGAGAAGCGGCUGCACAUCCUGAACAGCGUGGCCAAAUUCCACGGACUCAAGUUGUUGGAGAGCGUUGUGGGGGAGGUUCUGGAGCAGAUGUAACCCUGUUUGACCUUGCAUUGCUUGUUGUUUGAGCGUUGUUGGAGGCUAUACCCGCGGGAACUAUACAUUUCUUCGGUUCGAGAUAUACAUCGUCGGGGACCACAUUGAUCGGCGUUGCGGAGGGAAUGAUUAUUGAUUGACCAUACGGAGCAGAUAGAUAGAUAACAUAUCACUGCUCGUCAUUAAUCCAAUACAUGGCAUGACGC
Molecule: messenger RNA, 7100 nt
Organism: Aspergillus ibericus CBS 121593
Lineage: Eukaryota; Fungi; Ascomycota; Eurotiomycetes; Eurotiales; Aspergillaceae
Product: DNA polymerase epsilon catalytic subunit POL2
Exons: 3
Coding region: 202-6894 (2230 amino acids)
Biological process (GO): mitotic cell cycle; DNA replication proofreading; DNA replication
Cellular component (GO): epsilon DNA polymerase complex; nucleus
Molecular function (GO): DNA-directed DNA polymerase activity; DNA binding; zinc ion binding
Source: RefSeq, a predicted model, not a curated record